This is a messenger RNA of Aphanomyces invadans, 2020 nucleotides long. RefSeq lists its product as hypothetical. Gene Ontology annotation, molecular function: protein binding. The record is from RefSeq and is a predicted model, not a curated record. The coding region runs from base 49 to 1971 and encodes 640 amino acids. NCBI's taxonomy places the organism in Eukaryota, Oomycota, Saprolegniomycetes, Saprolegniales, Verrucalvaceae. The transcript has 3 exons.
ACUUGAUUGGUUGCAAUUGGAGAGGCAUCUGCUGGUUGAACACGAACGAUGCUUCCGCGGUGCUGCGGGCGAGCAUUGUCGGCAGCACAUGUCAGCUGCACUGCAUCCACCGCUCGCACCCUCCAUCCUACGGGCCGAUGGAACGAGAUCUCUUCGACCUCCACGUACUCGACCGCACGAAACCUCCCUACGGGGUCCGCCCAUGUUGCCGCGUACCACACCUCACCAUCAACGCCGUCUCGACCACCACACAAGUUCGAUGCGAAGGAAUUGGACGAGUUGACACGCACAAAGGAACGAAUGCGAAACAUGUGCAAUCGCGGGGAGUUUGCCGCAGUAGUUCAGGAAGUGGCCAAACUGUACCAGCCGUUGGCAAGCGCAUUGCAAUCGUCGGGUAGCCCCAACAAGCGCAAGACGAAAUCAGCUGAGGCCCUUCCGUCGUCGAAUUCCCACGUUCUUUUUAACCCCGAUAUGACGGCUCACGUUGAAAGCGAAGCCAUGGCACUUUUGGUGCAACAUCGAGCGACCGACGCCGCGUUGCUAUUGCUUGAUAACCUGCAGGAGAUGGCCGCCGCGUCAAGCGACGUCAAGCCCAAGCGCCAAACCAUGUCUUUCAUUCUAGGCAUGCUCACAUUCAACCGUCGCUUUCCUCAAGUGCUCGCCGCCUACGACUUUGCCACGUCCCUUUCGAUCUUUCCCACUGAAAGCAUGAAUGCCAACUACCUCGGCGCCCUCGUCCGCACGACACAGUUCUACAACGCCGCAAAGGCAUGGCGCAAGUUGAGUGCGCAGAACUGCCCCCGCGGUGUCUACGCGUAUCGCGAGGCACUGCACAUCUUCAGCACGCUCCGGGACGCCAAGGAGAUUAUGGCGAUACUCGACGACGUUGAGGUCCACGGCAUCAAGCUGCGCGAGAUUGACUACGCCCGCGCUAUGACGGGCUUGUCCUCGGCCAUCGAUGAAGAUGCCGACAAAGGUCACGCUUCAGACUGUGCCGACUUGAUCCUCGACCUCUACGACAAAAUGCAAACAUUCGAGAGCAUCACACCAAUAUCGCCUCAAUUGUUUGGAAGCGUCAUGGAGGCAGCCGUUUACAUGAAAGAUUACGACAAAGCGCUGGCAGUGUACCAGGACUACAGCAGUCUUCCCACAGCCCAACGCACCAAGGGCGUCGAUCACGUCAGCAGUCCACUGAUAUACGCCCUUCUUGGCUCGGAUCGUCGAGAUGAAGCCUUGGGGCUGCUUGCCGCGGCCCAUGCACAGAAGAACGAAGUCGAAGCGUCAGCGAUCGCGGGUCGGUUGGCAUUUUACUACGCCAGCAAUGGACUCGACGCCGACUUGAUGGCAUUUUUGGCCGAGUGUCCCCAACCCCUCCGUCUCCACUAUCGGAAUGACAAAGAGUUAUUAACGGUGCUGCACAAGGUGACGAGGACAGCCCAGAUGCACGAAGUCGACUUGUGGACGUUUUUGGUGAACCACAAGCAACUGCUGCAUCUGGAUGUGCACCUGUGGUGGUGGAAGCUCCUCAUGCUGGCCGAAGGGGCCAAGAAGUGGCGGCUCAUGCGGCUCAUGCUGUCCGAUCAAUCCUCGAAUACGUCUGGCGUAAAGCCCCAGCAAUGGCGCGCCAUGCUGAAAAACUGCGCCCGGCGUGUCACGCCGAACGACGUCGAAGGGUACGCGUUCAUCGUGUAUGUGGCCGAGCGAAUGGGUGGUCUCGACAAAGGUCACUUCACAUUGCCGCAACUCCAAGCGCUUGUGACCGCGUAUUCCCAAACGAAUGACCACGCGAACGCGAUCGCGGUAUUUCAACACCUUCACAAGCUGUGCAGCGGUGACAAGGACGCGACCCCGCCGACGGCCGCAACCUACGAAAGCGCCAAAAAGUCGUUUUUGGCGCUCGGGUAUGACGCCGAAGCCAACCAGAUUGACGCGAUCUUGAAGUUGCACCAACAAGUGGUGCCCCCUGCAUAGGUAGACGAUAUUGGCAAUAGAUAUUCGUUCAAGGCUCGGUCGUCCAGGC